ACGUGCAUCAAGUGACAGUGCAUAAGAUGGCUGCGGCGAGUCUAGCGAAGAACUACCAGCGUAUGUCCGUUGAAAGUUGCUUUAACUGGAAGAGACAGAGGCAUGUAGGAGAAGAAGUGGAGUCAGUAGACGUGGGGCCCCUUGGGCCGAGCAUGUCAUUUCUUCUUCCUCCUGUUAGUGAGCCCGCGGAAUUCUUGAAGACUUUCGGUGAAGGAGGAAAGAGUGACGUGAAAUUUCGGUUUAAUCACGGAACGACAACUUUGGCAUUCAAGUUUCAAAACGGAGUCAUAGUUGCUGUCGAUUCUAGAGCUACCGCUGGAUCAUGGAUAGCAUCUCAAACUGUCAAGAAAGUUAUUGAAAUUAAUCCUUAUUUGCUUGGUACAAUGGCUGGUGGUGCAGCCGACUGCUCGUUUUGGGAGAGAUCUUUGGCGGUUCAGUGCAGACUGUAUGAGUUGAGAAACAAGGAGAGGAUUUCUGUUGCUGCAGCGUCGAAGUUGCUGUGUAAUAUGCUUUACCACUACAAAGGCAUGGGGCUGUCUGUUGGGUCGAUGAUUAUUGGAUGGGACAAGAAGGGCCCCGGUCUGUAUUAUGUUGAUAGCGAUGGUACACGACUGACUCACCACAUCUUCUCUGUCGGAUCGGGUUCAACAUAUGCAUAUGGAGUGUUGGACUCUUGUUAUCGCUGGGAGUUAAAGGAUGACGAGGCAUAUCAACUUGGUAUAAGAGCCAUUUACCAUGCCACACACAGAGAUGCAUACAGUGGGGGCGUGGUCAAUUUGUAUCACAUGAAAGAGACUGGAUGGGAGAAGAUAUCUCAGACUGACGUCACAGAACUGCAUUACAAAUACCAGGAAGAGAAGAAAUCUAGUUCUUGAACACAAUUUUUUGUUGAUGUAAUAAUACACAUGUAGUAAAUCAGAGUGUCAAACAUACUAGCA
Messenger RNA from Corticium candelabrum, 938 nucleotides. Its product is annotated as proteasome subunit beta type-5-like. Bases 27 to 875 code for a protein of 282 amino acids. Gene Ontology annotation, molecular function: threonine-type endopeptidase activity. Lineage: Eukaryota; Metazoa; Porifera; Homoscleromorpha; Homosclerophorida; Plakinidae. The record is from RefSeq and is a predicted model, not a curated record. The transcript is spliced from 5 exons. Gene Ontology annotation, cellular component: proteasome core complex.